GUCGACCACGUGUUCAGCGAAGACUGUUUGGGACCCGAGUGUAAGCUCGUGAUUGUGGUCAGGAGUGACCUCAAGAUGGGAAAGGGAAAGGCGUGCGCACAGGCAUCACAUGCGGCUGUGAUGGCAUACGAGCAGAUCCGCAAACAGAAGGCUUUGUUGAACUUAUGGCGACUUUCGGGUCAGAGGAAAGUCGUGGUCAAAGUGGACACCGAAGAGGAGCUCCUGGAGAUCGAUAGGGAGGCCCGCAAAGCAGGGUUAGUGACGAGUCUUAUACGCGAUGCCGGACACACGCAAGUGAGCCCCGGCUCCCGGACCUGUCUAGGCGUGGGUCCCGGCCCUCAACAGCUGGUCGACAGAGUGACGGGUCAUCUCAAGCUCUACUGACCCUCUCAUCGCUUAAUCUCUUAAAAAAUCAAUUAUUUUUGUACAAAC
Oppiella nova is the source of this 432-nucleotide messenger RNA. Lineage: Eukaryota; Metazoa; Arthropoda; Arachnida; Sarcoptiformes; Oppiidae. The record is from the annotation of a GenBank genome assembly.